Molecule: messenger RNA, 1073 nt
Organism: Camelina sativa (false flax)
Lineage: Eukaryota; Viridiplantae; Streptophyta; Magnoliopsida; Brassicales; Brassicaceae
Molecular function (GO): antioxidant activity; oxidoreductase activity
Source: RefSeq, a predicted model, not a curated record
CCGGUAGAAUUGAAGAAACACCAGACGACACUACAAUGGCUGCCUCCACCGCCGUGACUUACGGAGCUUCAUACCUGCUUCCUUCACGAACCUCCACAUUAGCGAUAUCUUCCCGGAGGUUAUCUUCAUUCUCGCUGUCGAAACGGUUAGACCUCAGCUAUCUGCGGGGGAGAGUCAAAGUCAAUGCACCAUCGCCAAGGCGCGUCGUGGUUCGUGCCGCCAGAAUUGAGUCAGGCGGAGUAAAAUUAGGAGCUAGGGCUCCCAAUUUUGAGCUUACGGAGCCGCUCACUGGAAACGUAUGGAAAUUAGAAGAUUUUGAACUGUACCCAUCUCUACUGGUUAUGUUCAUCUGCAAUCAUUGCCCGUUUGUGAUUCACUUGAAGAAAUACAUUGUAAAGCUUUGUAAUUUCUAUAUGGAGAAAGGUCUUGCUGUUGUUGCUAUAUCUUCAAAUUCUGUUGUAACUCAUCCUCAGGAUGGGCCUGAGUUCAUGGCAGAGGAUGCAAAAGUUUUCAAGUACCCAUUUCCUUACUUGUAUGAUGAGUCACAAGAGGUUGCUAGAGAAUUUGGAGCUGUUUGUACCCCCGAGUUUUUCUUAUAUAAGAAGGAUGGUCGUAGACCAUUUGAGCUGGUCUAUCAUGGUCAGUUUGAUGAUUCCCGGCCAAGCAAUAGCAUACCUGUAACUGGGAGGGAUCUAAGCCUUGCGAUUGAUCUUGCCCUUAGCUGUCAACCAAUACCGUCAAAUCAAAAGCCAAGUGUUGGUUGCAGCAUAAAGUGGCACCCAGAAACAGAGUCGUGAGCUAAUAGAUUGAUCGUGUUUACAAACUGCAUUGUAUUAGAAACAGCUGCGCAACAUUAUUUUUCAGGUAUGUUCUAAAAUCGAAUCUGAAAGGAGAUGAAAAGGCAAAAGAGAAGAACUUUGAAACCCUAGCCGCAAAAAGAACAUAGAAAUUGUAAGUUUGUAUCCAUUAUUCAAGAUUAAUAUACAGUAAUCUACUCCACGGAUCCUAUUCUGUGGGAUCGUUCAUGUGUGAUAUAACUUCAUGAACAAUAUAAGAAUGAGUUUUGGUGUAAA